Molecule: messenger RNA, 2867 nt
Organism: Oryctolagus cuniculus (rabbit)
Lineage: Eukaryota; Metazoa; Chordata; Mammalia; Lagomorpha; Leporidae
Source: RefSeq, a predicted model, not a curated record
AUGUCCCCUCCCUUCAUUGUUGUUACCAAGCCCUCUUUACUACUCAGUGACAUCGGACAAGUGAGAGGUCCACAGACUUCGCAACAGCAGACAUCGGAGCGGUGGAAACCCCUCAGAGAAUUUACCUCCGGGUCUGCAAUAACCGAGCACGAGUCUGUUCCUGCGGUCCCCGCGGGCAAACAACAAAGGGAAAACAGGAGCGCUGAAGCCAGGGGCGCGCCCGGGCCCGACGUGCCGCUGGGCCGUGAGGGGAACUCCGGGAAGGUCCGCGUCCUCGGCUCCUUCCUGGAGGGUCUCGCCCUCGCUCAGACCGAACGUCACGACACGAAGCGCCUGAAGGAUGCCAGGCCGCUGACGGGAGGCAAACCCGUCGGACGCCCAGAGAGGAAAUGCCGCGCAGGCGCAAAAGGCGGCCGCGUGGGCGACGGGCCGCACUGCGCACGCGCGCCGCUCCGGGCCGAGGCCCUUCUCUCCUCCGGGAGGUGGAGCGCAGCCCAAUUGCUCCUCCCUCUCGCCCCGCCUUCUGCGUUGCCAUGGGGACCCAACGGCCCGAGCCGGCCCACCGCGGCGCCGCCCGGCCGGUUGCCGCUCGCGGAUCUGGAAGACCACGGAGGUUACAGAAAGUCCACCGUCAUGAGCAGGAAGCGGUCGGGUCUGGGCCGUUGCAGGCAUUUCUUUUGGCUGGGCGUCGUCUUCGACAUGGUGGGGGCGGUGAUGCUGUUCGUCGGCAUCUUCGCCGAGCUGAUCUUCUACGACAUGCUGCUCUACAUGGGCGCCAUCAUCAUCUUCCUCAGCCUGCUCUGGUGGGUCUCCUGGUACACCGGCAACAUCGAACUGCUUCCCGAAGAGACCCUCGGGCUGACCUCCCAGCUGGCCUCCAGAAACAUGGUGAGCGCCCUGCAGCAGAGCGUCAGCCACCGCUUCUCUUGGUCCAUGGGGACCCUCUCCAACAGCUUUCUGCGGAUCCGGCGACAGCGGCAGCGGCGGCGCUCCUGGAGGACCCUGCAGAGGACGGCUGCCCCGGGGAUGACCGGUACCGGCCAGCUCGAGCAAGAAGCCGAAGGUGACAGGGACAGCGACCACUGCCAGGCCUUUUGCCAAGGGGCUCUGAGCAGCACGCCUGAAGACGAGGGAAGUUCAGAGUCCUUUGGACCCCCAAGCCCUGACUCAGGUCCGCCAUGGUUUGAUCGGCAACCCUUGCCUCAUCUGGUCCCGCCCGUUCUCCCUCUGUCCACUCUGGACCAGCCUUUGCCUUCUACUGUUUCAUUCCCUAAGAGUCUGCCUGUAGUUCCCUUGGUUUCUUCCACUCAGAAUCCAGCCUUCUCUACGUGUAGGAGCCACCCUGUAAUUUCUGAGGCCUCUCGGAGCCACGUCCUAGGCCCUAUGGCCUCACAGAGCCACCUCCAGGUCCCUGUGGCCUCUGAAAGCCAACCUGUGUUGCUGGCAGCCUCUCGUAGUUUCCUCCACGUCCCUGGGGCCUCUCAGACCCACCGUCUGGCUCCUAUGGACUCUCAGAGCCAUCCUCUGGCACCUGUGUACUCUCAGAGCCACACCUUGUUACCUGCGGCCUCACGGAGCCACCUCCAGGUCCCUGUGACCUCUGAAAGUCAACCUGUGUUGCUGGCAGCCUCUCGGAGUUGCCACCAUGUCACUAGGGCCUCUCAGACCCACUGUCUGGCUCCUAUGGACUCUCAGAGCCAUCCUCUGGCACCUGUGUACUCUCAGAGCCACACCUUGUUACCUGUGGCCUCACGGAGCCACCUCCAGGUCCCUGUGACCUCUGAAAGUCAACCUGUGUUGCUUGCAGCCUCUCGGAGCUGCCACCAUGUCACUAGGGCCUCUCAGACCCACUGUCUGGCUCCUAUGGACUCUCAGAGCCAUCCUCUGGCACCUGUGAACUCUCAGAGCCACACCAUGUCACCUGCAGCCUCACGGAGCCACCUCCAGGUCCCUGUGACCUCUAAGAGCCAGCCUCUGCCUUCUGCGGCCUCUCAGUGCCAUCUCCAGGUCCCUGUGACCUCUAAGAGCCAGCCUCUGCCUUCUGCGGCCUCUCAGUGCCAUCUCCGGGUCCCUGUGUCCUCUCAGAGCCAACCUGUGGUGUCUGUGGCCUCACAGAGGCAGCACUGGAAUUUUCCUCUGGUCUCUGGACCUCAGCCUCCACCUGUUCAGGCUUCUGGAACCCAGGCUGCGGGCACCCAGGUUCCUGUGCUGCAGCGUCUGUCUGACCAGGCUUUCCAGACUGUAGACCCAGCGGAUUCAGAGACUGGGCGGGCCCUGCUUCCGCCUCCCCAGGCCACUGAGAGCAUCUGUGCAGUGCAGGAGAUUUCUCUACGUCAGGCUGCACCUGGCCUGGAGGCACCUACGGAGCCACUUGCGCAGGCUUCUGAGACCGCCCCACCUCCAGGACAGCGCCCCGACACCGCGUCACCUGCCUCUGAGGCUGCACCUCCAGCCACUCCGGGGCAACCAUUCGUCCCCACUGAGACCACUCCAGCCUCAAAGCCCAAGAAGAAAAGUCAUUCUGUCUAGCGAGGGCCAGACAGCAGCCAUCUGAAUGGCUGUGCUGACCUCUGCCAAGACACAGUGAUCAUCGUGGGAAACUCAACAGGAAGGCACCAACUUGGAACCAGCCACCAGCCCCUCACCAGACACCAAACUUGCUGACACCUUGAUCUUGAACCUCUCGGCCUCCAGCUCUGUGAGAAAUAAAUUCCUGUUGUUUAUAAGUUAUCCAGUCUCUGGUAUUUUGUUAUCACAGCAUGAAUGGACUACGAUAAUAUCCAUGUCUCUGUCUACCUCACAGGUCAGUUUUCACCUGACUCCAACUACCAAGUAUCCCAGUAUAUCUCAUAUUAUGGGAAAAGAGU